This is a messenger RNA of Aspergillus pseudotamarii, 950 nucleotides long. Its product is annotated as NADPH-dependent FMN reductase. The transcript has a single exon. The coding region runs from base 192 to 803 and encodes 203 amino acids. Gene Ontology annotation, molecular function: FMN binding; oxidoreductase activity. Gene Ontology annotation, cellular component: cytosol. NCBI's taxonomy places the organism in Eukaryota, Fungi, Ascomycota, Eurotiomycetes, Eurotiales, Aspergillaceae. The record is from RefSeq and is a predicted model, not a curated record.
GAAAUCCUUAUGCGUGAACCUACUCACGUUCAUCUUCUAUAAAUAACCUAAACGGGUCAUGUAUAAUCAUUUUAUCACAUUAGAUGAAUUGCAUAGCAGACAGACGAAUAUUCUCCAAGGAUAACCAAAACCAGUUCCAUCAGCUAGAUCCAUACACGUCUUUUCCGCAGCAAUCCUCCUGAAACUCCAAAAUGACCGAGAUCGCCCUCAUCAAAGGCAGUACACGAAUCCCAUCAGUCGGCACCGACAUCACGGAUUGGGUCCACGAUAUACUAAAGACCCAAACCACGGACACUCUCCAAAUUGAACGACUCGACAUCGCUGACUUCAAUCUCCCGGUCUACGAUGAACCCGUCGUACCUGCGAUGGUGACCGCGAUAAAACAAUUCACCAAAGAACACUCGAAGAAAUGGAGUGCAGCCAUCGCUUCCUUCCAGGGAUACAUUUUCGUCAUACCGGAGUAUAAUCUCGGCCUUGCGGGCGGAACGAAGAAUGCAAUCGAUUAUUUGUAUAGCGAAUGGCCUGGGAAGCCCGUUGCGAUCAUCAGUUAUGGUGCGCAGGGCGGGAGCAACGCCUCCCAGCAGCUUAGUGAGAGUUUGAAGGUGGUCAUGAAGAUGGAGGUGAUGGCUACUAAAGUCUUACUGCCGUUAUCUCCGGGGCCGGAUAUGCUUUCUGCGGUAAAUGAGGGUGCCUUGGGAGAGGAUUCACGGAAGGCCUGGGAAGCAGAUGGGAAGAAGGAGCAGGUGCUUCAGGCGUGGAAGGAAUUGAAGGAUGCCCUGGAGCAGCCCAAGGAGGAGAAAUAGUUGGGAAGGUAUUCUUGGUGGAUGGAUCCAGGUACAAAAUCACUCGUAGACAUUUUCCUACGUCAGUACAUAGUCCAGCCUUUAGUUAACCUUGCUUUUGUCUUUUUCAAAGGUGAGGUGAUUCCUAUACGCUCACCUGCAUUCGUG